CAGCAUGCACCACGGCACAGCAGUAAAAAAUAGUCCGCUAACGCAAGGCUGAGAACAGGGAACUAGAAAAAAAAAGAGAAGGUAGCUCAGCAGCUCAAUCCACGAGUUCAAGUAUAUCCACGACAAACAGAACUGCUAACAUGGCUGACAGCGAAAAACUUGACAACCAGCGGCUGAAGAAUUUCAAGAAUAAAGGCCGGGAUUUGGAGACUAUGAGAAGACAGAGGACUGAAGUAGUGGUGGAACUCAGAAAGAACAAAAGAGAUGAACAUCUUCUGAAGAGGAGAAAUGUUCCUCAUGAAGACAUCUGUGGAGACUUUGAUGUCGAUGGAGAUUUCAGAACGCAAAACACCUCUCUUGAAGCAAUAGUACAAAAUGCUACAAGUGAUAACCAGGGCGUGCAGCUGAGUGCAGUCCAGGCUGCAAGGAAGUUGUUGUCCAGUGACCGUAACCCACCCAUAGACGACCUGAUUAAAUCUGGGAUCCUGCCUAUACUGGUCCACUGCUUGGACAGAGAUGACAACCCAUCUCUGCAGUUUGAGGCGGCCUGGGCUCUUACCAAUAUUGCAUCCGGAACCUCAGAGCAGACUCAGGCCGUGGUCCAGUCCAAUGCUGUACCACUUUUUCUGAGACUGCUUCACUCUCCUCAUCAGAAUGUGUGUGAACAGGCCGUUUGGGCUCUGGGCAACAUCAUAGGUGACGGCCCUCAGUGCAGAGACUAUGUGAUCAGCCUGGGUGUGGUCAAACCCCUGCUCUCUUUUAUCAGUCCUUCCAUCCCCAUCACCUUCCUUCGCAAUGUCACCUGGGUCAUGGUCAAUCUGUGCCGCCACAAGGACCCCCCACCACCAAUGGAAACCAUCCAAGAGAUUCUGCCUGCUCUCUGUGUGCUGAUCCACCACACCGACGUCAGCAUCCUGGUGGACACAGUGUGGGCACUGUCCUACCUGACCGACGCUGGUAAUGAGCAGAUCCAGAUGGUCAUUGACUCUGGCAUCGUCCCUUACCUGGUCCCUCUGCUCAGUCACCAGGAGGUCAAAGUUCAGACUGCUGCCCUGAGAGCUGUUGGGAACAUAGUGACUGGUACUGAUGAACAGACCCAGGUGGUUCUUAACUGUGACACCCUGAGCCACUUCCCUGCCCUCCUCACUCACCCCAAGGAGAAAAUUAACAAGGAGGCGGUGUGGUUCUUGUCCAACAUCACAGCAGGCAACCAACAGCAGGUGCAAGCUGUCAUUGAUGCCAAGCUCGUCCCCAUGAUCAUUCAUCUCCUGGACAAGGGUGACUUUGGAACUCAGAAGGAAGCUGCUUGGGCCAUCAGUAACCUGACAAUAAGUGGCAGGAAAGAUCAAGUGGCGCACCUUAUUGAGAAGCAGGUGAUCCCUCCGUUCUGUAACCUGCUCACUGUUAAAGACGCUCAGGUGGUUCAGGUCGUCCUCGACGGUCUUAGCAACAUCCUGAAGAUGGCCGACGAUGAAGCGGAAACUAUCGCUAACCUCAUUGAAGAGUGUGGAGGCUUAGAAAAGGUGGAGCAACUCCAGAACCAUGAAAAUGAAGACAUCUACAAAUUAGCUUAUGAAAUUAUUGAUCAGUUCUUCUCAUCUGAUGAUAUUGAUGAAGACACCAGCCUGGUCCCAGAGUCCAUCCAGGGCGGAACUUACGGCUUUAACUCCGCCAACGUGCCAGCAGAGGGAUUCCAGUUCUAGACGACAUCUGGGGUAUUCUGGAGUUUUGUUUACGAUGCAGCACUCUGUUCAACAUAAAAAAAAUUAGGAGAGAAAGAGCGAGAGAGAGCGAGAGUGUGAGAAAUUUGAUCCAUUGUGCUUAGCUCGUGGGAUCCAUGGCUGCAUCUUAUCUGAGAGAAAAAUGUGUGGAUUUCAUUUGGCAUUCCAGAGGAACCAGUCCAAAUGAAGUUUGAGAUGGCGAGUGGGUGCGAGUGAGAAUGAGUGGCUACAUGUUGCAAAAAAAAGCAAAACAUCUACAUCAAAUGUGUUGAGAGACGUGCCGACAUAACUUCUGUGUUAUUGGAGCUGUCGUCUUCGGAAUACUACUUCAAAUGACAACAAAAAAAAACUUGAUGUUUGCCUGGGGAGAUCCAAAGACAUCCAAAAGUAACAAAUCACACAAAUGAAUAGAACGUUAUAAUUAUCAACUGAGAUGAACCUCAAACCAUCACAAAUCUGCGGUCCACCGACUAGAGAGGGCGCCAUCCUCGACGUGCCCCUCCAACCAAUCGGCCACGCUAUCAGACAUGUGUGUGAAUGGACCCAUUGUGUAUGAAUGACUGGACUCAGUACAGAGGAGCCAGGUUCAUCUCCUCCAACAAGAUGCCCCGAUUGGGGCACCACCCUCUCCCCCUGGCGGGUGAGGUCGGAGUCCAGCUGCGCGUGUCGCAUGUGCGAGAGAAUGGACGGAUGAGUUGUGUGUGCUUGGCUGCGUGCGUGACUGGGAGAAUGCAAGGCUGGGUGAGAACGCAUGCAGAGAUGGAGAAAAAGAAACAAAUACAACAUCUGGAGAGAAAUGAAAAUGAGAAACGCAACAAUGAGGUCAUCAAAGGUGUCAGGCCUUUGGAUGAAAAAGGCUAAUCCUCUAUAUAUCCCUAAAAGGAAGAACUUUGGAUAUGAAAACAAAUCGUCAUCACAAGGAUUAUAUUUUUGUUUUGAGUUAAUGUUAUGUUAGUAUUAAUUGACACUGGACAAUGCAGUUGGCACGAGUGGAGCAGCAGUGCAUUGUAUGAAGAUGCAUUUGGUGGCUUUUUGGGCUUUUUCUUUGCCUCCAGUGUGUUCCCUUUUAUGAUACUUUUUUUUUUUAGUUUCAGCUUUUAGUUUCAUUGCUUCUGUAACAGUGAUUGAUGACCAUCAUAUUCCAUCCUCACAACUGAACCUACAUACCAGUCAUGGGCUUGAUGCUGUGAAAUUCAGAAACAACACUAUAAUUAACCAAAUGACACCGUGAUCCCCCUGCCCCGACUCCCUUCCUCCCCCCGAUACUGAAUCGUUUGCCCUUCAAUUUUACAGCAAAAAUCACUGCUUUGCAGUACUGUUGCCAUAGCUUUGAAUUAUCAUCGAGAGAAGAACAACAGCCAUGUCAUGUAGGAUUGUGAAUCAUAACCUUUGCAUGUACUAAACUAUAGCACAGUUACUUUUUUUUUAGGACAUUUUAGUUUUCAUAGGCUGUGGAUACAGUGUAAUUUUCAUUUUAAGUAAAACUGUGCUUAAAUGUUACAUGUUACUACCCCCAACCCCUCCCCCUUAACUUGUGUCCUAUUUGAUAAUUAAUCUUUAAGGGUUUGCACAUGUAUCGCAAAAGUGAGGCCUGACGUCUUUCUGAAGGCGUGUUGGUCAGUUUCAGAGGUCUGGACCUGCCAACAGCCUCCACAGUAAUACGCAUCACUCUACCACAAUCUUUGUAGUACUCCUAGAGUAAUCCUAUGAUGCUUUCUAGCGAUACUUGAGAGAAUAAUGAGUCAGAUUUCGGGAACGGUAGCGACAAAUCUGCUAAACUAUCUCAUAGAUUAGAGGGGGAUGCUAACCUCCCUUUUCUUGGGAGGUGAAAGGAGGCGCGAGUUGUCCUGAAUGGGUCCUUCUGAAUAAUUAAUAAACCCAUGAACAAGUUUGCUGUACAUGUAGUACCUUACCGUCUAUAGCCCCACUCCUCCCGUCCCCCUUCUACCAGCUAGAUGUAAGAGCUUACCCUUUUCCAUUUUUGUGUUAAACUCCAAACACUGUAGUAAAUGAUUACACUUUGUGCUCAUAAACCUUCUGUUGAACAUAGGGGUAUAUAUUUUUUGCAGCAUUCCUUGUUAGCAUACAUGUGGUUUCAAAUCUAAGAUUAUUAAAUGGAAGAGAAAAAAGGUGGUUUGCCCAAAAGGAAAGUUUUUGGGGAGAUAGGCUACACCUAAUAGGUUGUCUUCAAAAAUAAAUAGUGAAAC
Messenger RNA from Cynoglossus semilaevis (tongue sole), 3928 nucleotides. RefSeq names its product karyopherin alpha 4 (importin alpha 3) (gene kpna4). Lineage: Eukaryota; Metazoa; Chordata; Actinopteri; Pleuronectiformes; Cynoglossidae. Gene Ontology annotation, cellular component: cytoplasm. The record is from RefSeq and is a predicted model, not a curated record. Bases 141 to 1703 code for a protein of 520 amino acids. Gene Ontology annotation, molecular function: nuclear import signal receptor activity; protein binding. Gene Ontology annotation, biological process: protein import into nucleus. The transcript is spliced from 17 exons.